Zophobas morio is the source of this 2764-nucleotide messenger RNA. It is a transcript of the gene Klp54D, whose product is annotated as Kinesin-like protein at 54D. Gene Ontology annotation, molecular function: microtubule binding; ATP binding; microtubule motor activity. The record is from RefSeq and is a predicted model, not a curated record. Gene Ontology annotation, biological process: mitotic spindle organization; microtubule-based movement; spindle elongation. The coding region runs from base 349 to 2589 and encodes 746 amino acids. NCBI's taxonomy places the organism in Eukaryota, Metazoa, Arthropoda, Insecta, Coleoptera, Tenebrionidae. The transcript is spliced from 15 exons. Gene Ontology annotation, cellular component: microtubule associated complex.
AUUACCAAUAAUGUAAACUCUGCAUUGAUAUAUCAAACAAUUUCAAGAACCAGUGCUAUGACGUCGUUUUGUAUUAAUUGGACGACGCGUAGCGACGGUUAGCGUCCAAUGUCAAUCGGUUCACAGGUUUUCAAGCGUCGUCCACCGUCAGUUGUAACGCGUUGCACGUGUUAUGAACACUGCACGUUCGUUCGUUAUUAAACACGUACAUUAAUUAUCGGCCGUCUUGAAUACAUAUAUUUUACUUUCGUGUAACAAUAAUGAUAAAAGUUAUAAUCGUAUGUUCUAGUUUUUACUUAAAGAAAGGGAAGCUAACGACAUCGUAAUUUCUAUGGUAAAACUAUAAUUAUGGUAACACGUCCAGGAAAUUUGUACAAAACCCCUCCAACAUCGCGGGGGACCAGUCCCGCAAGAAAUUCAGGUAGAAGUACAAAGGCUAGUCCUGUUCAAUCUCCAAGCAGAAUAGCUCGAAGUCCUGUGCGGACUACACCAACAAAGUUGCAGGAUAGCCCAAAUCACCAAAGGAAACUAACUCCCAAAAAAAAUUCAACAAAAUCGAGAGGCAAUAGUCCCGCGAAAUUCCGGGAAGAUUUACCUAAGUCUAGAGGAAGCGAUUGUGGUAGUAUAGAACGACUCGACGACGAUAACAAUCUACAAAGAAUAAUUACCAGUUACAAUCAAACAGAAGAUAAUAUUAAUGUAGUUGUCAGGGUCAGACCCCUAAGCAAUCGGGAAAAGAAAUCAGGGGACACGUCUGUGAUACAAUUUCCAGGAAAUGGCCAAGUUUUAGUGGAUGGAAUACCAGGAGGACCUAGUGGUGGACAAAAACCAAAACUUUUUUCUUAUAACGUAGUUUUUGAACCUGCUGCAACGCAGGACGAUGUGUUGGAGUUUUCUGGCAUGAAAAGGUUAAUCGAAAUGGCUUUGGAAGGGUUUAGAUGCACGUGUUUUUGUUAUGGACAAACGGGAAGUGGAAAAACACACACUCUAACAGGUCCCCCUGGUUUAUUUGGAAUACGACCUGCACCCUUUAGCGAAAAACAUGGUCUUAUUCUUAGAUCUUUCCUUUAUUUGUUUCAACUUAUCCAGGAAAAAACUGAUGUUCAUUUCAUUCUUAAAGCAAGUUACUUAGAGAUAUACAACGAAAAGGUUAUAGAUCUAUUGAAUCCUGGAAGUGCAAGGAAACCUCUUGCAGUACGGUGGAGUAAAAAAGCUAGAGGUUUUUUUGUUGAAAACCUUUUCACUGUCGAUUGUGAAGAAUUGGACGAUUUAAUAGCAGUUUUAGAAGAGGGAUUACGAAAUCGAGCCAUUGGAAAACACAAUAUGAAUGAAUUUUCGAGUCGAAGUCAUACAAUUCUUACGGUAUAUAUUACGUCUGAAGAACCAGCGGAAGGUGGAGUUUUUCUGUCUAGAUCUGGUAAAAUUAAUUUUGUGGAUUUGGCAGGAAGUGAAAUGACUAAAAAGACACAAAGUGAAGGCAAAACUUUAGAGGAAGCAAAUAAUAUUAAUAAAAGUCUCAUGGUUCUUGGGUAUUGCAUCUCAUCGUUAAGUGACACUAAACGGAAGAGUUCGCAUAUACCAUACAGAGACUCAAAGUUAACGAAGUUAUUAGCAGAUUCAUUAGCGGGAAAUGGAGUGACACUCAUGAUCGCCUGUAUAUCUCCGGCCAGAUCUAACAUUAGCGAAACCUUAAACACCUUGCGCUAUGCCGCCCGAGCGAAAAAAAUUAGAACGAAACCAGUCGUGUUGAUGGAUCCUAGAGAGGCUUUAAUACUCAGUCUCAAAAGAGAAGUGACUGUACUACAAAGCGAAAACGAACAUUUACGUUCGGCUUUAAACGUUUAUUCAGGGUCAACUACAGGAGAUUUACCAACAGAAAGAAGACUUAUUAUAACUCCACCGCACGUUGACCUAGAACAGUUAGCAAAACUAGAAGGUCCACAACUAGCAGAACUUGUCCGUUUAUAUAUGACUGAAAAUGAAGCGUUGCGCCGUGAAAAUUCUGAAUUAUUUUCAUCAAGAGAAAUGCUUCAGAGAGAUCAUGAAGUUGUUUGCCGAGAAAACGAAAGGUUGUUAAAGAAAUUAGAAGAGGUUAAUUCAGUUUGCUGCAGUUCACCACUAAUCCCAGCCAGGCCUGCAUUUUCUGCAGAAAUCCUCAAUAGCCUAGACUCAGAAUUAGGUACUACUUGGUCAAAUUCAGAUUUCGAAAAAAGUUCAAAAUCACCUUUGCCUAUACCCGAAUCUAUUCAGAAAGAAUUAGACAAAAGGCAAAUUAGGACAGAUAUUCACACUCCCAGACGAGGACAUCGCAGAAAUAAGUCGCUUGAAGAAAAACCGAACGACCCAAAAAUAGUUCGUGUAAAAAGUUCAGAUUCUGACAGUGCUCCAAUGCAAACAAAUCAUAUGAGUCCCACUAUAGAACAACAAGAAUUAACAAACAGACGUUUUUCUGUGGCAAAACCAUCUGCUGAGGGAAAUUCUUCACAACUGUCAGAAAAUGGUGAUUCAGUUAAGCGUGUAAAAAAAUUAGAGAAGAAUUCACAUAUUUUUGGAAGUAUAAUUUCUCUAACAGAUGAAGAGGAUAUUUAAAAUAAAUAUAGUAUAUUUUAGUAGGAAAAUUUUCAGGUUUGUUUUUUCUAUAGAUUAAAUAUGUAUAAUACAUACUGUUUAUGUAGGAUUAUUUUAAAAACACUUUGUACCUUAAAGUUUAUUAGCAGUAGCCUCAAUAACUACAGGGAAAAAUUGAAUUGAAUAAUUAUGUUUA